Molecule: messenger RNA, 1117 nt
Organism: Condylostylus longicornis
Lineage: Eukaryota; Metazoa; Arthropoda; Insecta; Diptera; Dolichopodidae
Gene: TM4SF
Product: 23 kDa integral membrane protein
Exons: 5
Coding region: 160-801 (213 amino acids)
Biological process (GO): protein maturation; protein localization to plasma membrane
Cellular component (GO): membrane
Source: RefSeq, a predicted model, not a curated record
AUAUAUUUAAUAUUUUAGAUAACUGGAGCUGCACAAAUAAUUGUUGGUACCGCAUUAUUAUGGGGUCAUAUAGGUUAUUAUGGAAUUGCACAAAAUAAAUUUUGGGCGCCAUCAACAAUAUUAUUGGCAUUAGGACCAUUUACAUUUAUAUUAUGUUGGAUGGGAUGUCAAGCAACAAAUCAAAAGAAAAGAUGUUUACUAGGAAUGUUCAGUGCAUUUUUGGUACUUGAAAUAUGUAUACAAUUUAUUGUUUGUGGAUGGGCAUUAGCAAUGCGAGAAAAUCUUCCAACAGUUGUUGAAAUCUAUGUUGAUGAUUCAUUUGUGGACUUUUUAGAUAAAUUUUCCAGAACAAAAGUAGAUAAUUUGCAUAUGUGGAAUAGAAUGCAAACACAGCUACAAUGUUGUGGUGUAGAUGGUCCAUUAGAUUAUCGACGUUUAUCAUUGCCAUGGUCAUGUUGUUCACGCCCAGAACAUGCAUUCGAAACAUCCUGUGAUACUCAUUAUAAAAGAGGUUGUCUAGCUGUUCUAUCAGAACAGAUAAAACUUCGUUUAUUAUUGGCUUGUUUUGCUGCUGGUGCAAUUGCAUUAAUUCAGAGCAUUGGUGUAUUCUGUGCAAUACAAUUAACUGUAUUAUUGGGUCGUAGCGAAAAUGGUGAAGAUAUUAAUAAAAUUGCGAAACGUCAAAAUGAAAUGCUGCCAUUAUCAAUACAAGAGAAAGGACGUCGUGAUUUACCACCAUCACCAUUAAGUUUAUCACCAACAGCACCUGGUCAUCGAUUAUUAAAGAUUUCCGUUGUAUAGUGCAAAAAUGUAUUGAGAAAGAAUGAAAUAUAUAUAUAGGUUAACUGUAAUAUGUUAAUAUGAAUUUGUCAGAAACAAUAAAAAUAUAAAAUAAAACUUUUUAUAAAAAAAAAAAUAAAAUAAAAAACUUGCCGUUCUUGCGGACUUCUUUUGAUGUAUAGAAAACGUAAUAUAAAUUAAAAUUUUUAAAUUAAGAGAAAAAAAAAAACCGAAAAAAAAAAUUAUUUUUUGUUUUUUUUUUUUGUUUGUUAAAAAUUAUACUUAAAUAUUGAAAUUGAAUUUGAAAAAUAAAAUCGAAUUUGGAAUGUUUUAUUGA